Messenger RNA from Ictidomys tridecemlineatus (thirteen-lined ground squirrel), 3401 nucleotides. It is a transcript of the gene Nsun7, whose product is annotated as NOP2/Sun RNA methyltransferase family member 7. Gene Ontology annotation, molecular function: methyltransferase activity. The record is from RefSeq and is a predicted model, not a curated record. Lineage: Eukaryota; Metazoa; Chordata; Mammalia; Rodentia; Sciuridae.
CUGCCGCUGCAGACGCCACCGAUUCAGCCCCGAGCUCCCGAGGGCCUGUUGCCGACACCAGCCUCAGUACCCAAAGUGCAGGGGCUGCCGCGUCUCUGACCCCAAAGCUCUGGGAAACAUCCGCCCUCGGGAGACGAUGCUUAAGAUACAAGGAAAACCAUUUCCCGGAACAUCUUAAUUGUCAUUGAAGCUUGAGCUAACGACAGCCAAGGGGCAAACAUGUUGAACUCCGCCAGUGAACUGGAGUUUUCGGACGAAAACAAUGUCGAGGAGAUCUCCCAGUUCGUUUCCCUGGAGGUGUCAGGUGGCACAGUAUCCACCCAAAGAAGUUCGAUUGUUGUACCCGAAAAAACGGGCUACCCGGACUCCGUGUACGUUUUGGCGGCGAACAUUUUUCAGGGUAUUCGAGUGGAAAAGUCGUCAGAUAAAAUCUUAAUAAAGUACGGGAAUGAACCCCUGCCGUCCUUGCCCGAGUUUGAGGAUGAAUCCGUACAGCGUUUGUCCUAUGAGCUGGCUUUCAGUACCCUGAAGUAUCAAGAUAUUUUGGAAACUAUGUUAAUCGACAGCUAUAUCUUCCCAAGUACCACAAUACCAGAUCAUUUGAGCAGUCUUAUUAUUGUGAUGCUGUAUGAUUUUCAAGAUAGAAAAUUUCAAAAUCGUGUUCUUUCUGAUAAUGAAGAGUCCAUAUUGGAAGUUCAAGAAGUAGAGAACCUUCUUAACAGUUUUAAGACAAAAUUGGCUGCAGCAUUGGCAAGAUGUCGAAUCAAACAUGAUGCCCUUUCAAUUUAUCAUAUUCUGCCAGAAAUAGUUAGGAAACAGGAACUAAGGGCCUCUACUCUGCCACUUUAUGCUUGGAUAAAUACUUGUAAAAUCAGUCCUGAAGAAGUUUUUAUUAAUUUGAAGAAAAGAGGCUAUAAUGAAGUCAAAUCUGUAUGUCAUAUUGAUGAUAAAGUCUUUGCUGUGGACCAACAUUGCUAUGAUGUCUUAAUAUUUCCAUCUCAUCUAAAAAAAGAUCUUAUAAAUAUAGAUCUUUUCAAAGAUUAUAAACUUAUUUUUCAGGAUAAAUCUCGAAGUCUUGCUGUUCAUUCUGUAAAGUCUUUAAUAAAUUUGGAUGAUGACGUCUUAAUGGUCAACACAGGUUCAUGGUACACAGUUGCCCAUAUGUCAGUCCUAACAAAUGAUAAUAAUUCAAAAAUAUUUGUUUGUGGAGUAAACUCACAAGAGAAGGAUCCUGACUUAAACAACCUUUUCAAAAAAAUGGGAUGUAAAAAUAUUGAAAUACUUCCUGAGACAUUUACUGACAUUGAAUCAAAGGAUCAGAGGUUACAGAAAGUUAAAGUGAUUCUGCUGUUGCCUCGUUGUUCAGAUCUGGGUGUUAGUAAUCCAAUAGAAUUUAUUUUAAAUGAACACGAAGAUACAGAUUUACUUAAAGAUCUCUCUCAAGGAGGUACUUCAGAAGAUAAACUUCAGGUUCUUGCUCAACAUCAAUAUGAACAGCUAGCACAUGCAAUGAAAUUUGUUAAAGCUCAAGCAGUGGUUUAUUGCACAUGCUCAGUUUAUCCAGAAGAAAAUGAAGCUGUUGUGAAGAAAGCAUUGGAAUUUCAAAACCAAGGGACUAAAAUACAACCUUACAGGCUCAGUCCUCCUGUUCUUCCUUUAUGCUCCUUAAAAGAAAUACACUUGGCUAAGGAUAAGUUUUUCAGAAUGGAACAAUCUGAAACUACCAAUGGUUGUUUUCUUUCUAUUUUAACAAGAGAGCGGGACCCAUCUGAGACAGUGUCUGUGAAAGAUGUUUUGGCCCGAGCUGCAGCAAAAGGGCUACUGGACGGGAUUGAGUUGGGGAAAUCAUCAAAACGAGAGAAGAAGAGGAAAAAAUCAAAAACAUCAUUGCCCAAACCGUCUGCCAAUGAUAAUAAUGGCAUCCAAAUGAAAAUUGCCGAGUUCCUGAAUCGAGAAACCAAAACAAGUACUAACAGAUCAGAGGCAUUAAUAACAAAAGCACUUAAUCCACAGAAAAAUGCAUCUCAAGUAGGUGCCACCACACAGACCAGGAAACCUAGCAAGCCUACCAUCAAUCCUUUGACACCCACAUUAACGAAGAACACCUGUCACUGCAAGCCGUGUGAACGGCACACCAACUUCACAAGACCUCGACCAGAAGACAAAAUGAUUGCUUUGAAACCCAUUGAGAUCGUUUUGCCUCCAGUAAUGUUGCCAUUUCAAAGUCCUCAAGGGAUCAGAUCUCAGGUCCCAAAUCAGCAUUUUUACUAUCGCUGGGUUAGGCCCAAGACUGGUGUGCCUGGCUACCUUCCCACACCAUCAGCGUCCAGAAGAGGGGAGAAACCUAAAGAAAACUUACCUUCCUCCCUAGUUAGGCGUCCUCGACCAUGGCUUUGACUGCCCCAUGUUUUUGACAGGGCCAGAAACAGGCGUUUUUGUUUUUUUUUUUUUUCUUCCCAAAGUCUGGUAUUUCUCAGAAGGUGAGAUAUAGCUACACAAGAUACUCAUCCUUUUGUCACUUAGUAUCUUCUAAUUGUGAUAUUACCUUCAGAGAAUCAAAACAGGAGAGAGACAAUAAUGUAGAGGGUAAGCAAGCAGAAUUCAGAUUGCAGCAGCUCAGUGCUGAUCUGUUGGAGAACACCCCGCUGUCGACUCUCAAUCACUGUCAGAACUCGGCUCGCUCCUGUUGACUUCCAGUCUGGACUAAAGCUCAGCAGUUUCUCCUGAAGGGAAACAUGGUCUCUCUGGAGCAGGCUGCUCUUCACUCACUUUUGAGGGCGUUCAGUUGAAAGCAGGGCCCUCCCACCACCCUUGGAACACCCUGUCAGUGUCUAAGCAGUCCUAGCUGAACUUUUCCAAUCACAAUCAAGAUUGAUUUUUUUUUUUUUCUUAAGUACUUGUCUGUUCCUGAAAAAGGGCAUGACAUGAGUUUUGGUAACAUGACUGAGCUUGAGUACUAGUAGGAAGCCCAGGAAGUUCCAGAACGCCAUGUGUGCAUUGCUUAGGUGUCGAUUCAGAGGGUCUUUCGUGGGAAGAGCAUCCAGGAUCCUGAGUGGAUUGAGUGAGCACAAUCACCCCUUCCUUCUGCCUGUUUAUGCCAAACACGGUUGAAAAAAAGACUGUGAGCAAAUUUCCAUCAAAACAUUCAUAAUUCUGAGGACAAAACUGUUAAAAAAAAGUGAUAUCUAUUGUCAAAGAAUACAAGUGAUAUCUAUUAUUGAAGAAACCUAUAAAGACUUCUGAUUCUAUUCAAAGAUCAGGUGAUACAGCAAAAUGUUCAAAUUGUUUCAAAUGGCACACAGUAAUCAAACUUUGGUAAAUCAUUUCUGAUGCACAAUUAAAAUAUAUUGUAGCACUGUUAUAUUAAAUGUCAAUUCAUCUUAAAUGUAUUAUCAAUUGCC